Messenger RNA from Sycon ciliatum, 2654 nucleotides. RefSeq names its product chaoptin-like. The record is from RefSeq and is a predicted model, not a curated record. Gene Ontology annotation, molecular function: protein binding. Lineage: Eukaryota; Metazoa; Porifera; Calcarea; Leucosolenida; Sycettidae.
UUUGCAAUUUGAUUUGAUUUGACAGCUUCGUUUACAACUGCUACACGCUUGCAGUAUUUCUCAGGACCAGCCUAUCGAGAAUAGACUAUUGAACAGGUGAAUACGUUCCGAAGAAGCAAAGCCCACUAGAAUUUAGUACUAGCAAGAGCGGCGAGCGCACCAAUCCAGUCUCCUCCUCCUCCUCCUCUCUCUAAGAACAAUCGUCAGAGCUCCUGGCAUUGCAGAAUCAACUAACUGCUAGUGGUCCCUUCCGCGCCUCUCCUGCCUAGAGUUGGGUCGGUGAAAGCGGAUGCUUUACUUGCCCGCAGCACUGGUGUUGUUCAGUAGAGGCAGCAAUGGCGUCUGGUCUCCAAGUCACAACACUUGCUGUUGCCCUUGCCCUAGCCUGCCUAGCUAUCACCGUGGAUGCCGUCAGAAAGCAGAGUCUCGAUGUUUGUACACAAGUUCGUACAAUCCGCAACUGCUCAGGACACGGAUUGGACGCGGUACCGCUUAACUUGAAUACAGAAACCCAGCUGCUAGACCUGUCAUAUAACCGACUGGCAAGGUUGGAGGACGACGUACUGGACCAUGUGUGGGGAUUACAAAAUUUCAAUCUGAGUCACAACCAGUUUACAAGUAUGUACGACCUCCAAGUUUCCCCGUUCAUCCUAUCCUUCAAAACGCUGGAUCUAUCAUACAAUAACAUCUCCAUUUUAGAACCGCACUACUUCCAUAACUAUUCCAAAUUUAUUCAAACCAUCCAUCUGUCGCACAAUUCGCUGGAAGUUGUUCCGUCGAAUGCAUUCACCGGCUCUACUAGACUGAGAAACGUGUAUUUGGAACAUAACAAGAUCUCCUCCAUCAGCAGUGAUGCAUUUAGCCAUACAGUGCAGAAUUUGAGACUCUCACACAACCGACUGGCGGUGAUUCCGGAUGGCGUCUGGAACAAAAUGGUUAAUUUCGUGGAACUGUACCUUGAUCACAACCUGUUCACAGAUUUGGCCAACGUAAAUCUGAACAGCUUAAAUGCUGCAUUUUCUUGGCAUAUCCAAAUAUUAUCUCUCGCACACAACAAGAUAGGUGCUCCUCUGGCAGCCUACCCCUUUCAAAAGAUAAGAGGCGUCAAGGAAUUCUUCCUGGACCACAACCUGCUGACAGCUAUUCCGCUGACCGCCCUUCAGUUCUUUUACUAUAACAUGACCAUGGAUAUUUCCCACAACAAGAUAAGCGGUGGCGGUGCUCAUCCAUUCAUAGUGGGAAAAACAAAUAUAUUGGAAUUUUGGGUUGAUCACAAUGAGCUGACUGAGAUCUCUAGCAAUUCCUUCAGUAGCAUGACAUUCCUGGAGAGCCUAUACCUUCGGAACAACAAGAUUGCAAUCAUAUCACCAUUAGCCUUCACAAACAGCAUAUACUUGAAGACCAUAGAUAUAUCUCACAAUGUUAUCGUAACCAUCCCUAUGCCAACAUUCGUGGGUAUGAGAGCACUUCAAACAUUAAAACUCAACAACAACAGUCUGACCAGACUGCCAUUCGUAUCGAUGACCAUGUCUUUCUUAUCUGUGGAUGGGAAUGAGAUAAGUCAUCUCGACGGUGAAAUGUUCAGUACCGCUCACAACACGGGGAUACAAACCCUAUCGCUACGCAACAACAAGAUAACAACGAUUGCCAAUUCAUUCUUCAACCACUUCAAGUUUCGAACGUCUGACUACACUUCUCAGGCGCUGGGCCUUGUGGACUUUGCCGGAAACCCACUGUCCAACUCGACGACAUGCCCGCUGGCUGUACUCGCUGAUGUCUACCAGUGGCCUAACGUUAGUGCAGAGGGGUUGCCCUAUAACGGCAAUUAUAGCGAAGUUCUGCUCGACUCCUUUGACGACCGGCAGCAAGUCAUCCGGAACGAGGUGGCCAGGAUUACGGCUCUGAAGCCAUGUAAAGAGGCAGUUUUGGUGUGCGACUCCAGUGGGUCGCUGGGUUGCAGCUGCAGCAGCUCGAAAAUACGUCAGGCUGCGUUCGACGGUACGCGCUGCGUGGAUGGACUUACGUGCUCAACGUGUGCCAAAGAGGUCAAUUGUCAUUGGGGGAUCUCACCGCCAUCCUCAUACAGCUGUACAUGCCAGAGUGGAAAUCACGUCUUCGAAGGAGCCUGCGUCCGCACUCCGACAACCAUCCCAGCAACUACCCCGUCGACCACGCCAACCACCACCCCGACUACCACGCCAACUACCACCCCGACAACCACUCCGACCACUACCCCAACAACCACUCCGACAACCACACCAACUACCACCCCUACAACCACUCCUACAACCACUCCGACAACCACACCAACCACCACCCCAACAACCACCCCCACAACCACACCAACCACCACCCCAACAACCACCCCUACAACCAAUCCAACAACCACACCAACUACCACUCCUACAACCACUCCGACAACCACUCCGACAACCACACCAACCACCACCCCAACAACCACCCCCACAACCACACCAACCACCACCCCAACAACCACCCCUACAACCACUCCGACAACCACACCAACUACCACCCCUACAACCACUCCGACAACCACACCAACUACCACCCCUACAACCACUCCUACAACCACCCCGACCACCACACCAACCACCACCCCAACAACCACCCCCACAACCACACCAACCACCACC